Molecule: messenger RNA, 1532 nt
Organism: Cloeon dipterum
Lineage: Eukaryota; Metazoa; Arthropoda; Insecta; Ephemeroptera; Baetidae
Product: sodium-dependent organic anion transporter-like
Exons: 7
Coding region: 149-1495 (448 amino acids)
Cellular component (GO): membrane
Source: RefSeq, a predicted model, not a curated record
GUAUCUAUAUGGUAUGAAACCCCCCUUCUUAGCAUCUUGAAAAUAUUUUAGCAAAACUCACUCCGUCAGUCGAGCGGACGUGCGCGAAAGAUCAACAACACCUUCGUCUGCUCCGCUUAGCAACAUUAUAUUCUCCUAUAAAAGCAGAAUGCAGGAGAUUCGAGCGUCAGCCCUCGCUUUCCUGAUUCUCUUUGCUCGAUUAGCAGCGGGAAGCGGAAUGAUGAAUGUUGUAUUCGAGCCGAGCAGCGUGCGGCAGCUUGAGAUGAUGAGCAGUAGAAGCGUUAUCGUCUGGACCAACAACCAUUCUUUUGCGAACCAAUCAUUGUGUGCUUUUUCAUCAGUAACUGAGGUUGCCGACGUCUAUGAGCAACCGUUGGAAUUUGAGUUGGCCGAGGAUGGGAGCCACUCGAAAUACAAAUCCAACUUUACAAUUGUUGGAAGGUUUCUGGGCUACUCCAAAGUGUACCUUCGCACCUGCGCUCAGGACACGCGAGAUUGGGAAGACAGUGAAAAAAUGACUGUCUCGGUUAUAUCCAUGGAUAACGUAAUUGACAGUAACAUCUUCAUUGGCACUUUCGCAGUCCUGAUUAUCUUCGCCAACUUCAACUUUGGAUGCGCCCUCGACUUAACUGUUGUUGAAAAAGCUCUCAAGAAACCCAUCGGCAUCACCAUUGGAUUGUUUUCUCAAUUUGUGUUCAUGCCUCUGAUGAGUUUCUUCACCGCACGACUGUUAUUUCCUGGUCAGCCAGCCCUCCAGUUUGGCCUUUUCUUCGCUGGUUGCUCACCUGGGGGAGUGGGCAGCAACCUUUGGACUCUGAUACUCGAUGGCAACCUUGACCUGUCCGUCACGAUGACGGCGGUCAGCACGUUUGCCAGUUUCCUCACCAUUCCGUUUUGGGUGUUCACUCUGGGCCACGUCAUUUUCGCCGACGCCGAGAUCGGAAUUCCCUAUAAAAACUUGGUGUUAACAACUGCGACACUUUUAUUCCCCCUUCUCGGCGGUGUUUGCAUCAAGUGCAAAUAUCCCAAGGUGGCCAAGUUUCUCGCGAAGACUCUUAAACCACUCGCUGGUGUCACGAUCAUAUACACCACCGCUGCCACCUUUUUGAAGGCGUUCCUUUUCAAAUUGGUCAACUUGAGGCUUCUGAUGGCGUGCAUCAGCAAUCCUAUCCUUGGCUACCUGUUCGGUGCAAUUUUGUCCAUGCUAUUCAGGCAGAGUGAAAAGGACGUAAUAGCCAUCUCAAUCGAAACUGGUCUACAAAAUUUGGGAAUCGCAAUUUUGCUAUUGAAGACUACACUUGAACGUCCAGAAAGGGACAUUUCAGAAGUUGUGCCGUUGAUAAUUGUCAUCGCGACCCAGGUGCCCCUUGGAAUCCUGUUUGUUAUUUCGAAAAUCCGCAAUCGCAACCGAGCAAACAGAAUCGUGGAAACAGAUGCUUCUGAAGAUAGUUUUCCACUCAAGAAGAUGCCAAUCAUUGUCGAGAUGCAAGCAUAAUAAAAUCAACUCUACAAAAUUGAACUCAAAAUGAAUG